UUUCUCUUCAUAAACCGCAUCAAGUGGUGAAAGACCUUCCUUAUGACUAAUGUAAAGGCCUCUCCCCUCAGAAAGGGGCAGCGGCUGAUGAAUAAUAAACACCCUGAACACGCCCAUUUAAUGUUUAUUGAUCAGCUCUCCAGCGGGCCUAUCUGACAACAGUCAGAUUCAGUCUGGAUAUGGCGUCGCUGCACCGACACAGGAUGAAUUUUCAGCUCUCCGUGGGAAUCUGCCAGUCGCGUACCGGGACGACACUGUCUGCUUUUUGUCGCUGCUUUUAGGGAUCGUACAUGGCGAUGGAGGACGAGGACAACAGCACAGCGGUCGUGGCGACUAACACCCAAACGGGCAUCAAGAAAGGAGGUGAUGUCGGAGAUAACGGGGCUUGCAUAGACAGGCAGCCGGACACGGUGGUCCACCAAGCGGGGCUGAAUCAGACUGCAGGUCGCGGCAGCCGCAGUGGUCCCGGAGCUCACGCUGUAACGGGGAUCCGAGUGCUAAAGCAGCGCAACAUGAAGCGGAAUGGGAGCCGUAGCUGUGUGACACGAAAGACCAGAUUUGCAUCACGAGAGCGGGACUGGCUAAAGGGGGACACCCAGCGGGGCUGUGUGUGUCUGUAUGGGGGGACAGUGGACCCCCAGCCACCUGCCUCUGGCCCACAGGCCUCCUCCACCCCUCAGACAGACCUGCAGUUGGUGCUCUGCUCCACUAGUACCACAGUGGAGGAGCUGUGCGCUCAGAGGGAUGGACAAGGACUCUAUGUUCAGCUUCAUGGAGACCUAGUCAGGAGGCUGGACCCAACUGAGCGUCCGCUCCAGAUGGUGUAUGACUACCUGGCAGCUAUGGGUUAUGCAGACCCUGUACGAGUGCAGCAAGAAGCGGCCAACUCAGACCUCAGCUGCCUGAUCCGUUUCUACAGUGAGCGUCCAGUGAAUGCAGACCAGCAGGAGCGGACCCUGCUGAAAGGCGUAUUCAGCGUCAGGAAGGGCAAGUCGCAGCUGCACAAGUGGGCAGAGCGGCAGGUCAUCCUCUGCGGCACCUGUCUAAUCGUGGCCUCUGUCAAAGACAGCCUGACUGGGAAGAUGCACAUCCUACCCCUGGUGGGAGGAAAGGUGGAGGAGGUGAAGCGGAGGCAACACUGUCUGAUGUUCAGCUCAGCUGGAUCACAGGCCCAGACAUACUUUGUCAACUUUGACACACUUGCAGACUACCAGCGAUGGCAUCGGCAGGCAUCAAAAGUGGUGUCUCAGACAGUCAGCUUGGUGGACCUGUCCUGCUACAGUUUGGAAGUGGUGCCUGAAUACCUAUUUUACAGUCAGGAUAUCACCCACCUCAACCUGCGACACAACUUCAUGAGCCUUCAGGGGCCUGAAGGCCUGCUCAACCUCCCCAGGUUUUCUCAGCUGAAGAGCCUGAACUUGUCUCACAACCGUCUGGGUGUGUUCCCUGAAUGUGUGUGUGAGAUCCUCACCCUGACUGAACUCAGCCUCUCCUGUAAUAGUCUCCAGACUGUCCCUGUACAGAUAGGCAACCUUCAAAGCCUGCAGACACUGUCUUUGGAUGGAAACCACCUCAGCUCCCUGCCUGAAGAGCUGGGUGGCCUGUCCCAGCUCAACAGCCUAGGGCUCUCCUUCAACAACUUCUGUCACAUCCCUGCUGUGCUGGAGAGAUUGAGUGCAGUGGACAAGCUGGCCAUGGCUGGGAACAGAGUGGAGAGUCUGGAGUUGUGUGCUCUGGCUAGAAUGAGCCACCUGAAAAACAUCGACCUCCGAUUGAAUGGGCUGCGCUGUGUGAAAAGUGAGAGUCUAGAGGCAGUGAACCAGGUGACCCAGAUGGACUUACGGGACAAUUGCUUGGACUCACUAGACCUGAGCUCCGUCUGCAACCUGGAGACUUUGCACUGCCAACGCAACCAGCUGGGGACACUCACACUCAGCGGUUUCACACUGCGCACGCUUCAUGCCAGCAGCAACCGCCUUACAACAGUCAACAUCUAUCCAGUCCCUAACCAGCUGACACACAUGGACCUAUCACAGAACCUUUUGGAGUACCUUCCGGACUGGGUGUGUGACUGCAGAAAAAUUGAGAUGCUGGACGUCACGCACAACCUCCUGUCUGAGCUUCCUUCCAGACUGCUCAACAGCUUGAGUUUGAGAAAGCUGCUGGCGGGGAACAACCGUUUGCAGAGAGUGCCUGACCUACUUGACCACAUCCCUCUGGAAGCCCUAGACCUCCAGCACAACAAGCUAGCCGAGCUCCCUGAGAGUCUGUUUUACAAGGCCUUAAACCUAAAAUACUUAAAUGUGUCAGCCAAUGCCCUGGAAAGUAUUCCCCCCAGCAGCCAAUCAGAGGAGAGCCUCAGCACACUCCAGGAGCUCUACUUGACGGGGAACAACCUGAAUGAGAACUGUGGUGCUCUGUUGGUUGGACACCAGAACCUGCGGGUCCUUCACAUCGCCUACAAUCAAUUGCUCUCCUUCCCUGCCAGUAAGCUGAGUAAGCUGGAACAGCUGGAGGAGCUGAAUCUAAGUGGCAACAAGCUAAAGACUAUCCCCUCCACUGUGUCCAGCUGUAAGAGACUGCACACCCUCAUAGCACACUCCAACCACAUUACUGUCUUCCCAGAGAUUCUCAACCUGCCUGAGAUCAAGCUUGUAGAUCUGAGCUGUAAUGAGCUGACUGAAAUCCAGCUGCCCGACUCGCUGCCUGCCACUCUGCAAGAGCUUGACCUGACAGGCAACAGCAGCUUGAUGCUGGAACACAAAACCCUCAACCUCUUUAGUCACAUUACAACCCUGAAAUUAGACCAGAAAUCCACCACGACAGCAGGAGACUCCCUGAGUGCCUCCACUCCAUGGAACCAUGGUUACUCUGAAAUGAGCGGCCAAAGGAACAAGUUGUGUGUGUCUGUGCUGGCUGUAGACCGCUUUGGAGACGGUAUGGAAGCAUGUUAUGGUAUCUUUGACGGAGACCGCAACGAGGAAGUGCCUCGGCUGCUGCAGUGCACCAUGGGGGAUGUACUGUGCGAGGAGCUGCAGCACUCCAGUGUUGACAAUGUGUAUAUGUGCAACACUUUCCUCACCUCACACAGGAAACUAGGUAUGGCUGGCCAAAAACUGGGUGCUUCUGCCUUGCUGUGCUAUAUUCACCAUGAGCCUUCAGAUCCAGGAGGCUACUUCAACCUCACUGUGGCCAAUGUGGGCACCUGCCAGGCAGUGUUGUGCCGGGACGGCCGACCUGUACCUUUAUCUAAGGUCUACAGCUUGGAGAACUGUACUGAGGAGAUGGAGAGAGUAAAACUCAGUAAAGCCAUUAUUACCGAGGAUAACAAAGUGAGUGGAGUGACAUGCUGCUCUCGCCUACUGGGCUGCUCUUAUCUGUCCCCCUGGGUGCUUCCAAAGCCGUGGGUGCACACUGAGCCUCUCUGUUCCCAGGAUGAGUUCUUGAUCCUGGGGAAUCGAGCGCUGUUUGAACGGGUCUCCUACCAGGAGGCUGUGUUCACUGUGCAGGCCGUGCAGGAUCCUCGCGCUGCUGCCAAGAAGCUGUGUUCACUCGCACAGAGUUACGGUUGCAAGGACAACAUCGAGGCUGUGGUGGUGUCUCUGCAUAUUAGUGAGGACAGCUGUACCUGUGAGCCACAGGUCACCACCACUGAACCACGGGGUCCCCCUCCCGCCCCUGUUCACGUGUCUGUGACCCCAGGCCCUACUGACCCAGCCACCCUUUCAUCCAGCAGUGGUAUUGUCUCUGAGUUCAACAGUGAGACAUCAGCCUCAGAGGUUGGCAGUGAGGCGGGGUCCACCGCUUCUGACGAGCACCCAUCUUCUGGCCCUGCAUCCCGCCCAGAGAGACGCUGUAGCCUACACCCUGCUACCACACUGUGUGGGAUCAUGGUGCCCUCAGCUGUGGCAGGAGCCCACCCAGGCCUGUUCCAGCGGCAGCCCUCCAGUGCUACAUUCUCAAGUAACCAGUCUGACAACGGCUUGGACAGUGAUGACGAAGCUCCGCUUGAGGGCGUUAUCUCCAACGGCAGCAAGUUAGAAGUGGAGGUAGACAUUCACUGCUGUGCUUUCCAACUCCGAUCAGGGGCCCCUGAGAGCCACAAAGACUUAGACCUUGAAAAGCGAGGCUCUGACUAUCCCAAUGGCAAAAUGCGCAGACAGAACAGUGUGGUGGUUUCUGCUACAAACGGCUGCCUGCUUGCUGUAUGUGGGAGAGAGAUUACCGACCUCAAGAAGUCUCCCUCCACAUGCAGCCUGUUUGGGAAGAAGCUGUCCAAUGGCUCUGUGGUUGCCCCUGAGGACAGUCAUAAUCUCAUUGAGGUGGCCUUGGAGGCUCCUAAGAAGAAGUCUGGCUACUUCACUGCCCCAGCACAGCAGGACCCCGAGGACCAGCUCAUUGUGCCUCCUAGUCUGGAGCAGGAAGUCAGGGAGCAGCUAAGAGGCCAGAACACUCUAGUCUCAGGCCCCUCUUUGACAUCCAUACCCCCUUCCUUAAAAGAACCCGUGUGGGAUCAUCCACAUCCCCCUGCAUUUGCCUCCAACCUGGUCCCAGGUCCAGGCCCAAUUCCCAUCCUACAGCAGGAAGUCUACGAUACCGCCCUCUAGAGGGGAGAGGGGGGGGGGGACACAGCACAGCGCCAUGUGGCUGCAAUUCUGUGAUUGUGCCAUUCCAGAGAAGAAGAGGAGAUUUUUCUCAUACAUGUGGAAUAUUCCGACUCAAGUUGCCAUUCAGAUCUUUUGUGAGGACAAGACAAACCUGUGGGACAUUGAUAGUCACUAAGUGAUGCUGCGCCAUAAAUGUGAGCUAAAAAGGGGUUUGUGCGCAUGGCCUGGGUAUCCAAGAAAAUAUGGGCGAGCCAAGAUCCCAGUUCAUAACAUAACGUUGUGAAAAUUAUGGUUGGCUAUGAUAGACCAACACAAGCCUGACUUGAAAUUGGAUACCUCAUGUGUUUAAACAUGUCAGCAACAUUUCCCUUUACUUGGAAAGCAAGCAAUGUAAAAAGUGUGUAUGGGAUUGUGUUCAGUGAGGUCAAAUCUCCUCUCCAGGGGCUCUGUGGUCUCUCAGGUCCUGGAGAGAAGCCCUCUGACUGAAACUUGAAAAAGUGCCUACUGCAGACAACUCAGCCUAGAGCUCCCCCAUAUCCAGGCUAUGUCUAGGGAUGUGAGCUUGUUAGUUAAAUUUGGAGGAGGGACAGUGUCUCCAUGAGACCAGCACUGGCACAGCUUCUGCUCUCCUACUCUUCCUGUGGCUUACAAAGGAAAUCAGACAGUAUAAAUGCUUGUAAGGCACAUAAGACUAGAAGAUGUGGAGACAGUAUAACUGCAUUUACAUCUCCAGAAACAUGUUUGGGUUUUAUUUUUAACAUUCUCACUCAGUAUGUAUAGAAUCCUCUAUAUAGGAUAAAUUAAUUCUAUACAGUAUAGUACACACUCACAACUAGCAGCCAACUGUCGUGCUGUGCUUCAGCUUAAGAUUGAAAAGCGUUGUCAUUUAGAGCAAUGCAUUUUGAAUAGCUGUCAUUCAACUGUACCAAGCGGAUGUGUGGUAGAACUGAACACAGUAUAAUCUGCGACAGUGUAUGAUUAAAUGAUCUCCUCAAAAACAACUUAGGAAAAUAAAAGUUUAAUUUAAAUGUAUUCAGUUUUAUGGUCACUGGAUGAUGGACUUGAGACCCCAGGAUGUUUGAAUCAUUUAAUAUAAUUUUAUCACAUUGUCAUUUAAACAAACCAAUCAAGGCACAAAAGUGUAUUAUUACAAGAGAUGAAGGAUAGAUGCAGUGUUGUAUGUACUGGCACUGGUACUAAGAUUGUACAUUUUGUCCAAACUUUGGAGGCUGCUACCCUUUUAAAUUUGUAAACACCCAUCCAUGUCCCUGCAGGCAGAUACACUUACUGAUAUUUUUACAUCUUAGCAAAUAUUUUUUCAUCUAAGCUCUCUAAUGCACUGCCCACACAUCCAGAAGAUUUUCGGAGUGUGUUAUUUUGGCCCAUUAUAAACAAAACCGAAACCCCCAUAUUUUCUUGUAUUCUUUAAGAUCUGGUCUGCGUACAGGAGUUUAUGGAAGAAAUACAUCUAUACGCAGAAAUCUGGGAGAUAGAAACAAAUUAUGUUUUGCUAUAAUUUAAUAUAGUUCUCUUUUACACUAGGGCAUAUUGCAUAUACUAUCUCCUGAUCAGUGUGCAAUGCUUCUGUAGAAUUCAGCUCACACAGUUAAUAUAAAAUAUAUUAUCAGUGCAGCAGCAGUAUAAGGUACUGCAUAAGAACCCAGGUUCAGAGUUAUACAGACAUACAGUGCUUCAGCAGUUGGUAUCAUCGGUUCUCAUUUUUUAAAAAUAUAUAUAUAUUUGUAGGAUUAAUCAUAUUUAUCUCAGCUGAAAGUAAGUUGUCAAAAACUACAUUAUUAUUUGAAUUAUCAGGUAAAUAUUAUGCAGCUUUGGAAACCUCAGUUUGUCCAUUCCUGAACCUAGUGCCAAAAGAGAAAGCAGCUCUGCUGGGGCUGCUGUGGUUAUAAGAGGGCCAAAGUUGGGUAAUUGCUUAUGUCAGUGAUUACUACAUUAGAUGUAUAUUUUUGGUUGCCACUCCCAAGUUGGUAGUGGUGCAGUUCUGGCAUUCCACAGCUGUUGCAUAGCUGGACCUUUCAGUGUUCCCUAUUAGCCUUAAAAAUAACACUACUCAGUAUUUUUGGAAAGAGAAGCCCAUUGUUUCAUCCCACUUAUGUUCUGUUUGUGACUGAGGUCUUCAGCUCUGGGGUUGGUUAAAGCAGCCCCAUUCAUCCUUUCUUUGCUCCACAGGAAUGAGUGAUAUGUCAGUGAUGAAGCCUUAAUUGAUGUGUGAGUCUGAACCUUUUCUCGUUAUUUCCAAAUUUUUGUCUCUUGAAAGAAAUUAACACUGUUAAAAGCACUUUGUACAUAGGAAAUAGUGAUAUUCAGAGUUAUGUAUAUUUGAGUUUAAUAUAUGAGAUAUUGAUCAACAUAGUGUGCUGGGAUUAUUGUGGCUUCCCUCAGCCCAACAUAUCACCUCUUGUCUAAGAAUACAUAGCCAACAGAAAUGAUAAUAAUGUAAAGUGACAUAAUGAUAAUUCACAACAGUCACUUUUUGACGUUUUUUAAUAUGACGAACAUUUCUUAUUUUAUUAAAGAUUUUUUGUUCGCUUUGAAUUACAUCUGGAUUUUACAGAAUUUCUUGACUGACCAACAUCAGAACCACAAACAGCAUAAUAUAUGUUCUCAAUUACUCUUACAUUAUCUCAUACUUUAUAUAAAUAUAAAUGAUUGGGCCCCCUUCUGGCAGAAAUUGAGGAAAUACAGUUGUUGUGCAUAUUUUGCAUUAUUCAUAUCUGGUAUUGAUAUUUGGUUGAAACAUGGCGCUAAGUGACUAAACAUAUGGCAAAACUGAAAAUGUUUUUGAACUCUCUCCAUAAUAAUGACAUGUAAUGAAAACAAUUAUAUAAGAGAAUAAUUACUAUGAUCCACAUGAUUAUGUUUAUUCAGAAUUCAGACACCGAUUUCAAGUUUUGGAUUUUUCUUUUCUUUUAAAUUAAGAAUAGGAAACCAUAUUUUAUGGCGAGGCAAAGCGUCUGUGUCCAGUCACUUUAUUGAUCAGACUGUGCAGUGUCUGAGAUGCCAAACACCCAGGACUCUCUGUGGUUCUGACUGUGGCCAGACCCCCACUAUCAGAACCCACACAAGGCGUCUGGACUGAUGGCAGUGAAACAGGGAUGGGCACUGCAGGUGUACCCACCACAGGAGGAGCUAGAGGAGCUAUAAGACAGAUUAUGAUUGUUGUUAAAUAAUACUGGAACACACCUGAAACAAGAGAGUAGAAACUGAACUUUCCUUAGGGUUUAAUACAAAACGGUGGUGUUCGCAACAGAUGUUGGGAAUUCGCUCAUACAAAUAUGCAAAGUGUAAACUGUAUAUAUAUAUACAUGUUUAUCAGAGCUUCAUUUUCACCUAAAACUACAAGAAUCCUAUUUCUCAAUAUGUCUGAAAAUGAAUAUUGACUGAAGUAUGUAUGUAUAAUGUAUGUAACUGGGAUUGUGUGUGUAAGUUGCAUUGCUCUUUUUAUUAGUUUCUGAGUGUGUCCCUUCCCUUUGGCUCAUUUGCAGUGUAGUUUUAUUAGAUUGGUCCCAGUUCAGGCUGGGACUGCAUUGCACUGCUACAUUUAGUGCUCUUCAAAACCACCUUGGAUAGUCUUUGCAUACGGUUGUACACUCAUUGUACAUUCAUUCAGUCUGUCUCUUGGAUGGCGCCAUACAGUAUAUUCACCCACUGUCUCCUGUCCAAUAUACAUUUCCAACAUGAAGUAUAUUUGAAUAAUGAUCCAUCAGUAGACUAAUCAGUGUGCAUGUACAUAUGCCGACUGUAUGCGCAGAUACAGGAAGAGGGAGCACAGGGUACAGUGCAUUGGCUUAAAAUAUUCCCUUUAAUUCUUUAGUGGAGGGGGUCCAGUAGUAUAAUGCUCAUAAUCCCCUUUGUGCACCAAAAUAGAGGCAUUGGAGUAGGCUACAUUGUCAGUGUUUUUUUUUAAAUUGCUGACUCAUUUAUUAGCUGUAAGGGAUCAUUUCCUCUCUGCACAGCUUAACAAGCUCCCUGUACAACUCUCUUGUGAAAUGUCUGUCUGUGUGUGUAUGUCAAAUGAAGCUUAAGUGCACACGUACAGUAAGUGUAUGCAUGCCUGUGUGAAUAACAGAUUGACUGUGUGUGAAUAUGGUGAAUGAAACCGAUAUGGAAGAUGCUCCAGUUGUUUAACAUGUGACCAAAGUAGCCAUUGUUUAAUCUCACGGUUCCUUUCUGUACAUUAUUUUCUAGAAAUGCUUGAAUAUUUUUUUCUCGAUGCCAAGAAGCCGAUGUUUAUUUUUGUACUUCAUUUUGUUUCAUGCAAAUUUAUAUUUCCCUCUCCACUAAUAGAAUUUGAAGUGAUUGGGAUUCUACAGAAAACUGUCACUCAUUAUUGUACUUUAUUUGAAGGUACUAAUUAUAACUGUAUUUAAUGUUGAAAGCAUGCCCUAAAUAUAAAUCGACAUAAAAGCAUAGAGUACAUACAAAAUGUGAUUUAUUUGUACAAAACGGAGCAUAUCUAAUAUUUUUAGGUUUUUAUUCUAGCAUGCAGAUUACUGCUAAAAUUUUGUCUGUUUAAUAAUUAAAAGAUGUAUUAUUUAGGAACAGGACUAACUGAGCACUUUUGCUGUGUAACAGACAAAAUUAUACUCCCUUGAACUUUAAGAGUGGAAGAUGGUCGUUACUUUAUUUGAAAUGCUGCUAUUAUUAGUUUUGAGCAGAAAAGCUGUUUUUAAAUUAACUUUAAGCCAAGUAGCAAUAAAACUUUUUACUGUGAAUUUUUUUGUCCAGUGUCCGUUUUGCUCACCACUUUUAUGAUGAUUUCAUGCCAAUAAAUAUCAUCAAAAUGA
This is a messenger RNA of Dicentrarchus labrax (European seabass), 9412 nucleotides long. It is a transcript of the gene phlpp2, whose product is annotated as PH domain and leucine rich repeat protein phosphatase 2. Bases 291 to 4607 code for a protein of 1438 amino acids. NCBI's taxonomy places the organism in Eukaryota, Metazoa, Chordata, Actinopteri, Moronidae. The record is from RefSeq and is a predicted model, not a curated record. The transcript is spliced from 19 exons. Gene Ontology annotation, molecular function: protein binding.